ACCUCCCUCUGCUUUCCUCCCAUCUCUAUUUACCUGCCUCUUGCUGCCCGCUUCCUUCUCCUUGGCCUGCAUGAGCGAGGGUGCACCGCCUGGGCCUCCUGCUUUUCGCUGCCCAUCCGUGUCAGCCAGGCAGCCCCAUGUCGUGGAGGGGGAUGGGAGCAGAGGGGACUGUAGGCCUGCUGUCUCUUCUCAUUAGGGAAGGGAGACUGGCAAAGGGGGUGAUCAUAUCACAUGAUGGGGAGAGGGAUCCGUGGAGAGAGAGGCACAGACGAGGACAGAAGCCAAUGGAAGGAAGGUGACAGAAACAGAUGUAAGGACGGGAAAGAAACCCAGGAAUGGAGCCGAGGGAUGGGGGAAAGGGGGAGGCAGAAAGAUGCCGGAGGGACAGAGGAAGGCAGGCGGAAGGGAGCUGGUGGAGAAGACCCCAGGAUAAAGGCAAAAUGGCCUAAGCAGACAGACUUGGAGGUUCGAUGACAGGUAGGGAGCUCAGAAGAACUCCGUCAUGACUGGUGGAGAUGCUGUGACCCCGGGAGGCCAGGGCGCAGGUUCCUCAAGGCCAGCAGUGGUGGGGGGUGGGGUACAGGGAGCGGUGGACAUGGGAGCGACAGGGAGUUGGGGAUGCCAGCCAGCUCCCCCGCUCCUGCCUGGGACACUGUUAAAUUUUUAAUGUCCCUGAGCUACAGAGAAAUGAAGCAGGAGGGGGAGGAGAAGAGGAGACCCGGUGAGGUGGCUCAGGCAGAAAGAAGGGGUGUCAGAAGUGUGGAGAGACAUAGGGAGACCCAGGAAGCGGGGAGAUCACAACCUCAGAGACAGAGACCCUGAGAGAUGUGGACCAGAAAACCUCGAGAGAUCAGAGACCCGGGGAGGCACCACAGAGAGCUGCACCCCCCGGGGACUCGGACCCAGACCUGGAAACCCCGAGACCACAGAUGUCAGCAAUACAGAGGAGCCCAGGAUGGGCAAGUUCAAAUGCCACCCGAGGUGCGGGGCCUGCUGGGGGACACGGUGAAGCUGCCAUGCCACCUACUGUCACAAGGCCCUAAAGUCAACGUCUCGCAGGUGACGUGGCAGCGCCUGGACCCAUCCGGGAAAACCCAGAGCGUGGCCGCCUUCCAUCCGUCCCAUGGUCUCAGCUUCCCCAGCCCGCAGUUCAGCAGCGAGCGGCUGUCCUUCCUCACCAUGGGGCCGGGGCCCGGGGCCCGGCCCGGCCCAGAGAUGCAGGACGCCACGCUGGUCCUCCAGGGGCUGAGAGUGGAGGACGAGGGCAACUACUCCUGCGAGUUUGCUACCUUCCCCCAGGGCACCAGUCGCGGGGUGACCUGGCUUCGAGCCAUCGUCCAGCCCCACAACCAGGCGGAUGCUCAGGAGGUCACUGUCGGCUCCGAGCCGGUGCCCGUGGCCCGCUGUGUCUCCACUGGGGGCCGCCCGCCUGCCCGGAUCUCCUGGUUUUCGCCCCUGAACGGAGAGGCCAGGGAGAGCGAGGUGCGCGGGCCCGCGGUCGGCACAGUCACGGUCACCAGCCGCUACACCUUGGUGCCUUCGAGCCAAGCAGAUGGUGCCAAGGUCACCUGCAAAGUGGAGCACGAGGCCUUCAAGGAGCCAAACCUGCUGCCCGUGACCCUCUCUGUGCACUAUCCCCCCGAGGUCUCCAUCUCUGGCUAUGAUGACAACUGGUACCUCGGCCGCACUGAAGUCACCCUGAACUGUGACGUCCGCAGCAACCCAGAGCCCACAGAAUACGUCUGGAGCACGACGUCAGGUGACUUGCCAGCCUCAGCAAAAGGCCAGGGCCCCAAGCUGAUCGUCUACUCAGUGGACAGACUGGCCAACACCACCUUCGUCUGCACCGUCAGCAACGCCCUGGGCUCGGGCCGCGCCGAGCAGGUGGUCCUUGUCCGAGAGUCCCCCAACACGGCAGGUGCAGGGGCCACAGGCGGCAUCAUCGGGGGCAUCAUCGCUGCCAUCAUUGCUACCGCUGUGAUUGCCACAGCCAUCCUCAUCUGCCGGCAACAGCGGAAGGAACAGAGGUUGCAGGCGGCAGAGGAGGAGGAGGACCUGGAGGGGCCUCCCUCGUACAAGCCGCCCACGCCAAAGACAAAGCUGGAGGAGCCAGAGAUGCCCUCCCAGCUCUUCACUCUUGGGCCUUCGGAGCACAGCCCACUGAAGACCCCCUACUUCGAUGCUGGCAUCUCCAUCUCUGAGCAGAUAGGAACUCAGGAAAUGCCUCGGUACCAUGAGCUACCCACCUUGGAAGAGCGACCGGGGCCCCUGCUCCUGGGGGCCACGAGCCUGGGGUCCCCCCUCCUGGUGCCUCCAGGGCCGCCUGUUGCAAAGAGGAUUUCCUUGGAUCUAGAAGAUGAAGAUGAUGAGGAGGAAAACUACCUGGACAAGAUCAACCCCAUCUACGAUGCCCUGUCCUACUCUGGCACCUCUGAUUCCUACCAGGGCAAAGGCUUUGUCAUGUCCCGGGCCAUGUAUGUGUGAGCCACCAUGGCCCUGGCCUCUCACCUCUCUGAUCCCUCAACUUGCUGCCAGGGAUCUAGUGUCCCCUGACCUCUGACCCAGCCAGCCACACGCAUGUCAUCUGUGACUUCUACCUUGGUGGGUCCACUAUGACCUCUAACCCAUGAUCUCUGACCCAGAGAAAAUGGCCAUGACAGUGGAAACCUGGCAACCUUAUCUCAUGUGUUGGAAAGGGUAGGGUAUGUAUCUGCACAACCUCUGACCCAAGCACUCCUAAGAUGGCAACCUUAGUUCACACCUCUCAUAUCCCAAAAUCUCCAGUCUCCUCCCAAAUCCUUUCAAAGACCCCAGCCUCUGAUUUGUCCUCAGGCAUUAAACUCCCAACAGCUCUGCUAGGUUGGAUGUUAGGGGUAGGCACCCUGCUGCUCAGACCUGAGCCCUCCAGGCAGCAGAGCCCCACUCUGGCCCCCCACCUGUUCCCCAAAGAUGAGAAGGAAGGGAUUCCCCCUCUCCCUCCUGCAGGCAGGAGUCUCAGGGUCCAGGCCUUUCUUUGAGUCCCCGCUUCCCCAUUUCCUGAUUUCAGGAAUUUAGCUCCAGUCCAGGACUAAAAUGAGUGAGCAUCACACAGAGUGUGCCUUGCUAGCUCCAGCCUUGAGAGAAUUUCUUGUUACUUUGAAGACAACUAAAUCCUUUUACUGCUGCUCAGUGGGAUGGGACCCAAACAUCUCCCGGGGAGUGGGGGGUGCAGAUGGGGAUCUGAUAGUUUUGUAAUAUGAUAUUAUCUACAAAAUAUGAAUUUAUACAUUGA
Messenger RNA from Phyllostomus hastatus (greater spear-nosed bat), 3271 nucleotides. RefSeq names its product nectin cell adhesion molecule 2 (gene NECTIN2). The record is from RefSeq and is a predicted model, not a curated record. Gene Ontology annotation, cellular component: apical junction complex; plasma membrane; focal adhesion. Lineage: Eukaryota; Metazoa; Chordata; Mammalia; Chiroptera; Phyllostomidae. Bases 826 to 2484 code for a protein of 552 amino acids. Gene Ontology annotation, molecular function: cell adhesion molecule binding. The transcript is spliced from 9 exons. Gene Ontology annotation, biological process: positive regulation of T cell receptor signaling pathway; positive regulation of mast cell activation; susceptibility to natural killer cell mediated cytotoxicity.